CGCUCGAAGCAAACAAGGGAAACAACCAGAUAAUCACUUCUACUGCCAUCUUAUAUUAAAACUUGUUGGUUCCAAUCUUUGGACUCCAGAAAUAAUGACAGCGAUCGACUCAUACAUUAAUAGUUUUGCUCCCCUUUUUUGAAAAAGAAAAAAGAAAAAGGAAAAAUGCUACAGUUUAUAUUGUUAGCCGGAACGACAGCUAUCAAUGUAGCCUAUUUCAUUAUUGGUUCCUGGUAUUUAACCGUUAAAGUGAUCUUUAUAUUAUUCCGAAGAGCUUUACUCCCCACCAGUCUGAAAGCUAUUGAGAAUGAUAUUAUACUUAUUACGGGUGGUGGAAGAGGACUAGGCCGGCAAAUAGCUUUGGAGUUCGCAAAAUAUAAACCUAAAUUGAUAAUACUGUGGGGCCGCCACGUACAGUCACUCUCCCAGACCAGUACAGAAGUGUGUGCACUGGGAACCCCUUGUGUUUACAUGCAAUGUGAUGUCAGCAUCAAAGAAGAUAUCGACAAACAGGCAAAUGAAAUAAAACGCCAACAUGGAGCUGUUACCAUUCUUGUGAACAAUGCUGGAUUAUUGGCCCCGGGGAAUUUUCUGGAAGUUGAAGACGAGAAAAUUGAGCAGGUUUUCAAAGUUAACAUAUUGGCUCAUUUUAGGACCGUGAAAACGUUUUUACCUGAGAUGCAGCAGUUAGAACAUGGCCACAUCGUGACGAUUGGAUCUUGUCUUGGAAUCUCAGGAAUGGAUGGUGUUUCAUCCUAUAGCAGUUCCAAGUUUGGCGUGACUUCUUUUGCUGAUUCUCUGGCAGCCAUGUUAGACAGUGCUACCUACAAAGGUGUUGAAUCCACUGCCGUUUAUCCAUUCCAGAUUUCAAACAGUAUGUUCGCUGGCUGUGAAAUUAGGUUUCCUCGUUUGUUUCCUCCUGUGGAUGAAAAGUAUGUUGCUGUAAAGACAGUAGAAGCAGUUCUUACCAAUACCAAAUCCCUCAUGAUUCCACGCCUUAUCGGUUAUGUAAUCAUAUUAAAGACACUCAUGCCCUUUGAAGUGACCACAAAGUUAAACAAGUUCUUUGGUGUUUCAACAGCAAUGGAAAAAUGCAAGAAACUUGGAAAUUCUACAUCAAGCUGACUGAAAUCUAAAUAUGCAGUUUCACAGACACAUCAAAGUAACUGAAGUAACAGUUGUUUUUGUACUUGCAAUUUUUAAAAUAUUUUUUGUAAAUACGUUUUGAUUUUUUUUCUUUUUUCAAAGAUUUUUUUUUUUUUCUUUUUUUAAAGGUCUUUCAAAGAGAUAACUUUUGUAACUUCAAACCUUUUAUCAAUUAACAUACAUUCACUUUGAUCUGCCUUUGAUGUUGGAAUGUUUCUUUUGAAAAAUAAACGAUGAGAUAUU
This is a messenger RNA of Octopus sinensis (East Asian common octopus), 1389 nucleotides long. Its product is annotated as short-chain dehydrogenase/reductase 3. Lineage: Eukaryota; Metazoa; Mollusca; Cephalopoda; Octopoda; Octopodidae. Gene Ontology annotation, cellular component: lipid droplet. Gene Ontology annotation, molecular function: oxidoreductase activity, acting on the CH-OH group of donors, NAD or NADP as acceptor. The record is from RefSeq and is a predicted model, not a curated record. The coding region runs from base 166 to 1125 and encodes 319 amino acids. The transcript is spliced from 7 exons.